GGGACCGCGGCUGCUACACACCGAGCGAGCGCCUGGGCCCGAGGGGAGCGAUGCUGUGGUUCCAGGGCGCCAUUCCGACCGCCAUCGCGACGGCCAAGAGGAGCGGCGCGGUUUUCGUGGUGUUUGUGGCAGGCGAUGACGAGCAGUCUACACAGAUGGCUGCAAGUUGGGAAGAUGAGAAAGUGACAGAAGCGUCUUCAAACAGUUUUGUUGCUAUUAAAAUCGAUACCAAAAGUGAAGCCUGCUUACAAUUUUCACAAAUCUAUCCUGUAGUGUGUGUUCCAUCCAGUUUCUUUAUUGGAGACAGUGGAAUUCCCUUGGAAGUAAUAGCAGGGAGUGUUUCUGCGGAUGAACUUGUUAUGAGAAUUCACAAAGUCCGACAGAUGCACUCACUGAAAGGUGAAACAUCAGUGGCAAAUGGCAGCCAGUCAGAAAGUUCAGUGUCUACUCCAUCUGCCUCAUUUGAACCUAACAACACUUCUGAAAACUCUCAGUCCAGAAAUGUAGAGCUUUGUGAGACAUCACCCACUUCUCCUGAAACAAAGUCAGAUACUGCAACAGGAGGAGAAAGUUCCGGCCAUGCCACUCUGUCUCAGGAGCCUAGUGGAUGUUCCAAUCAGAGACCUGCGGAGGACCUCGCUGUCCGAGUGGAAAGACUAACAAAAAAACUUGAAGAAAGGAGAGAAGAGAAAAGGAAAGAGGAAGAACAGAGAGAGAUUAAGAAGGAAAUUGAGAGGAGAAAAACUGGAAAAGAAAUGUUGGAUUAUAAAAGAAAACAAGAAGAAGAAUUAACAAAAAGAAUGUUAGAGGAAAGAAACAGAGAAAAGGCAGAAGAUAAGGCAGCCCGAGAGCGUAUAAAACAGCAGAUUGCACUGGACCGUGCAGAGAGAGCUGCUCGUUUUGCUAAGACAAAGGAAGAAGUAGAGGCUGCCAAAGCUGCUGCCUUGCUGGCCAAACAGACGGAAAUAGAAGCUAAGAGGGAAUCUUACACAAGAGAAAAAAGCACCAUUGCAAGAAUUCAAUUCCGUCUUCCUGAUGGUUCUUCCUUUACAAAUCAAUUCCCUUCUGAUGCUCCUCUAGAAGAAGCAAGGCAGUUUGCUGCAAAGACUGUUGGCAACACUUACGGUAAUUUUUCAUUAGCAACCAUGUUUCCCAGGAGGGAAUUUACCAAAGAAGAUUAUAAAAAGAAAUUAUUGGAUUUGGAACUUGCCCCAAGUGCUUCAGUGGUACUCUUGCCAGCGGGAAGACCAACUACAUCCAUUGUACACUCUUCCAGCGGAGACAUUUGGACAUUGUUGGGGACAGUACUUUACCCAUUCCUUGCCAUCUGGAGAUUGAUUAGCAAUUUCUUAUUUAGUAAUCCUCCUCCUGCACAGACUUCAGUGAGAGUAACAUCAUCGGAACCCUCAAACCCUGCAUCAUCUAGCAAAUCAGAAAAAAGGGAACCAGUCAGAAAAAGAGUGCUGGAAAAACGCGGGGAAGACUUUAAAAAGGAGGGGAAGAUAUAUAGAUUGAGGACUCAAGAUGAUGGUGAAGAUGAAAACAACACUUGGAAUGGAAAUUCUACUCAACAGAUGUAGUGCAACAAGUACAAUAUGUGCAAUAAUCAUUGUUUCUCCUGUUAAUUCAACUAAAAUUCUACUGGAAAAGUGGACUGCUUUAUGUAUUCCAACUGAUUUAUAAAAUGUCUCUUUAUUCCUGCUUAGUGGGUGUGGGUUAAAGUUGUUUAACUCAGAAAAGUCAAAACAUAAGAUAACUGGCUGCUUGGUCCUUGCAUAUGGUAACCACUGCUAGAAUCCUAGAAGAAUCAACAGGCUUGCCACAGGCUGCCUCCAUCCGCUUCUUACUUAGUAUUUCGUAUACUCAUUAGCUCUGUGCUCUCAGAUUACACAUUUUGUUUAGAGCUAUUUUGCUCCAAGACUCUUAAGCCCACACAAAGUAACUGGUAAGUCACUGAGUAAUUUGACUCUGAGUCAGAGCAUUUUAACUAGCCAAUCAGAUGAUAAUUUAUGUUUAACUUUUCUUUUUGCUCAUCAGCUGCAAGCAGAAUCUUGUAGUUUUUAAUCUUAAAUACUGAAUAAAAAAUCUUUUUCAAAAAUCGGAAUGAUCUUAUUUUUGCUUUAAGUUUUGUUAUCCUAGGAUCUUUUUGUUGCACAGGGCUCUGGGGAGGUCAUGUGUCUCUGAUUUUUUUUUUCCCCCAGUACUGCCCUGGAGCUAUGCCAGGAACGUAGCUGGCCACCUUACCUUAAAUAUCACUGAAGAAAGAAAUGUUCUGACACAUACUGAUGCCAUGUCACUGUCUCUCCUAAGUCAGUGAGGCAUCACUUUACAAAAAGUUAUGGUAUGUUAAGGUCUUUGUUUUCAUUGGGUGCAAAACAGCUGCUAGUCCACAACCUAGUUUUCUCUCUCAUUUUUAUACUGAAGCUUUGUCCUCAGUAAUCACACUUCAAGGACCUAAAGUGCCCACAGGACAAGAAGUAUAGAAGACAUACCUUUAUUCAUUUGGUUAUUCUUAAGAAUUUGAAGGAGACAAUAAGAAUCUGAAGCUGACUUACAUGCUACUUUAUCCAUAAUGUUUUUGGUAGUGAAGACGACUGACAAUGUCUGAAAAUAGUGCCUCUGUUUUAGAUUGGAAGAUAGCACUCUUGAGCAAACAUACGGAAAGACUCUGACUUUAUUUUGUAAUGGGAGGAAGAAAUUUUCUCAGAGCGAACUUUUUCAUUUAUGAAAUAGCAGUGACUUUAAAAAAUGGUAAUAGUCAUUUUUGGCAAGGAAACAGGCUAUGCUGUUGGUAGGAAUGAAAACCAGUGUAAUCUUUCUGAAAAAUAUUCAUCAGAAACUUUAAAUAUUUCAUAUUCUUUGAUCUAAUAACUUGUUCUAAAGAAUCAUCAAAUGCAGACAGUGUUUAGGUAUAAACAUUAAGUAUUAUUUAUUUUACUCAAGAACUGGAAACCAACUGAAUUCCUUCUGCAGAAGUAAUUUUUGAUGAGGGGAAAUGAAUGGUAUACUAAUUAGCAACUCAAUUUACCAUAUGUUUAUUGAGCACCUGUUACAUGUUGGGGGGAAAAGAAGCAGGAUCCAGAGCUAUAGAGGGUGUCCUCAGCUUUGUAAACACAUUUUCUAUAUAGAUAGUACUAGGUAUUAAUAUAUAUGUAAAGAAAGAAGAAAACACACCAAAACAUUAAUAGCGGUAAGAGUGGUUAUAUGUGGCUUUAGGGAAUUUUUUUGCACCCUCAUGUUUUCCCAAUUUUCUUUAGUGACCAUACUAUUUCCAUAACUUAAAAAGUUGAGUUUGAAAAAGAAAAUCUCUCUAGCGAGCAUCCCAUUUAAGUAAGUUUGUCAUCUUUAAAAAUGCAGCAAUAUGUGAUAUUUUUUAAAAAAAAAACCUAUCAAUGGGUGUGACCCUACUAAUAACUAUUAGAAAUACAUUUGGAAAAACGUCAAGUACCUCAAGUCAGUUUGCCUUGAAAAAAAUCAAAUUUAAAUCCUAGAAAAAUGUACCUGAAAGAAUCCUUCAUAAUUUUUGAGUAGCAAGAUCCCUCCUCAAUUUUAUAUUUUGAGGUAUACAUGGCAAAAAAUUUAAACAGUAUAUAAGGCUAUAAAAUGAAAAUGAAGUCCCC
Propithecus coquereli (Coquerel's sifaka) is the source of this 3620-nucleotide messenger RNA. It is a transcript of the gene UBXN4, whose product is annotated as UBX domain protein 4. Lineage: Eukaryota; Metazoa; Chordata; Mammalia; Primates; Indriidae. The transcript is spliced from 13 exons. The record is from RefSeq and is a predicted model, not a curated record. Bases 51 to 1580 code for a protein of 509 amino acids. Gene Ontology annotation, molecular function: protein binding.